AGUGUUUCCACUUGUUACAUUUUGGCUUGCCCACUGCCACGCUGAUUGACUGCCCAUUGACCCCUCCGAAGUCGAAGGCUCCAGGAUCCCUCUCCAAAGUUUCGUCAUUACCUCAGCUCGCAGGUACAUUCUUUAUUUGACCCCCUCCCUUCCCCCCCCCUCCAAUUGGAAAUCCCUCUUCGUUGAGUAAUCUCAUCUUUUCCAACUUAUUUAUCUUGCCUUUUGCUUCUUGUUCUUCCAAACAACCAAACGCUUGAGAAAUCGUAAACCAAGAUACCCUACAAAAGCCUACAAGAUGUCUGGACCUGUCGCUGAUAUCGGCCUCAUCGGCCUGGCCGUCAUGGGUCAGAACUUGAUCCUCAACAUGGCCGACCAUGGCUUCACCGUCUGCGCCUUCAACCGUACCGUUUCCAAGGUCGACCACUUCCUUGCCAACGAGGCCAAGGGCAAGUCGAUCGUUGGUGCCAAGUCCACCGAGGAGUUUGUCUCCAAGCUCAAGUCCCCCCGCCGCAUCAUGCUCCUCGUCCAGGCCGGCAAGCCCGUCGAUGACUGGAUCGAGACUCUCCUCCCCCUCCUCGAGAAGGGCGACAUCAUCAUUGAUGGCGGUAACUCUCACUUCCCCGACAGCAACCGCAGGACAAAGUACCUUGCCUCCAAGGGCCUCCACUUCGUUGGUUCCGGUGUCUCUGGUGGUGAGGAGGGUGCCCGCUACGGCCCUUCGCUGAUGCCCGGUGGUGACGAGGCUGCCUGGCCUCACAUCAAGGACAUCUUCCAGUCCAUUGCUGCCAAGAGCGAUGGCGAGGCCUGCUGCGAGUGGGUCGGUGACGAGGGUGCUGGCCACUACGUCAAGAUGGUCCACAACGGCAUUGAGUACGGUGACAUGCAGCUCAUCUGCGAGGCCUACGACAUCAUGAAGCGCGGUCUCGGCCUCUCCCACAAGGAGAUGGGCGAUGUGUUUGCCAAGUGGAACAAGGGCGUUCUCGACUCGUUCCUGAUUGAGAUCACCAGGGAUAUCAUGUACUUCAACGACGAUGAUGGCACUCCUCUCGUCGAGAAGAUUCUCGACAAGGCUGGCCAGAAGGGUACCGGCAAGUGGACUGCUGUCAACGCCCUUGACCUGGGCAUGCCUGUCACCCUCAUCGCCGAGGCUGUCCUUGCUCGCUGCCUGUCUGGCAUCAAGGAGGAGCGUGUCAAGGCCUCCACCAAGCUCGAGUUCGUUGGCCGUGCCAACAAGUUCGAGGGUGAUAAGGAGCAGUUUUUGGAGGACCUCGAGCAGGCUCUCUAUGCUUCCAAGAUCAUCUCUUAUGCCCAGGGCUUCAUGCUCAUGCAGGAGGCUGCUAAGGAGUACGGCUGGAAGCUCAACAAGCCUUCCAUUGCCCUCAUGUGGCGCGGCGGUUGCAUUAUCCGCUCCGUCUUCCUGAAGGACAUCACCGCUGCUUACCGCAAGAACCCCGACCUCGAGAACCUUUUGUUCGACGACUUCUUCAACAAGGCCAUCCACAAGGCCCAGCCCGGCUGGCGUGAUGUCGUUGCCAAGGCUGCUCUCCUUGGUCUUCCCACUCCCGCUUUCUCCACUGCCCUGUCGUGGUUCGAUGGCUACCGCACCAAGGACCUCCCCGCGAACCUGCUCCAGGCUCAGCGCGACUACUUCGGCGCCCACACCUUCCUGGUCAAGCCCGAGUACGCCAGCGAGAAGUACCCCGAGGGCAAGUACAUCCACGUCAACUGGACUGGCCGCGGCGGCAACGUCUCCGCUUCCACCUACCAGGCGUAAAGAGAGUACGGUAUGGAAUGAACACGAUAUGUUGGUGAGGAGACGGUCUAGACAUUGGGAACGGUUGCUUCAAUGUUUUGGCAACUAACGAAAGGGUAAACACGCAAGAUGCAUCAGCCAAGAUGCCGAUUUAUGGUAUGAACUGGAAUUAAAAAGUGGUACUUUAGCAUGAACUGGAAUUCGAAUUUUUUCUCCCA
Messenger RNA from Neurospora hispaniola, 1971 nucleotides. Its product is annotated as 6-phosphogluconate dehydrogenase. Gene Ontology annotation, biological process: pentose-phosphate shunt, oxidative branch; pentose-phosphate shunt. The transcript has 5 exons. NCBI's taxonomy places the organism in Eukaryota, Fungi, Ascomycota, Sordariomycetes, Sordariales, Sordariaceae. Bases 296 to 1774 code for a protein of 492 amino acids. Gene Ontology annotation, cellular component: cytosol. Gene Ontology annotation, molecular function: NADP binding; phosphogluconate dehydrogenase (decarboxylating) activity. The record is from RefSeq and is a predicted model, not a curated record.